Messenger RNA from Boeremia exigua, 1683 nucleotides. RefSeq lists its product as uncharacterized. The transcript is spliced from 3 exons. Lineage: Eukaryota; Fungi; Ascomycota; Dothideomycetes; Pleosporales; Didymellaceae. The record is from RefSeq and is a predicted model, not a curated record. The coding region runs from base 247 to 1413 and encodes 388 amino acids.
UGAGUGACUUUAGUGUGAAGUUCACUUCUAAACACACGAUAUGCUAACAAUAGCCGCUCAUCAUAGUGCGAUGGAAAAGUACCUGCAUGUUCUCAAUGUACUCUCCGGAAAGUUUCGUGUACCGGCUACCAGCAGGAAUUCCUUUUCGUGAUAAGCUCUUCCGAAACAAGCAAGCAGGUAACAUUAAGAGACCGGCGCAAAACCACCUUCAAACAUCCACAGAAAGUGUCCGCCGAUUUCGACAGUAUGUAUCAACUCUUCCAAGGCCACUACCUGGAUUUACGCCUGGGAGCUGUGCCACACGAAUCACAGGAUCAGCAGGGGCUUGGAUAUGACGUUCAUUGCAUUUUGCAAUAUUACGUCCCUGCUAGCAAUUGCGAUCCCGCAGAGUCUAACCCGUCUCACAAUCAGAUAUGUGGGGCAUGGGUCGAAGCACUUCCGUCUCUUCUAAAUACUAGGGAAACCGACGCCUUCCUCUUCUCCGCAAUUAAAGCCUUAGCGACGUCUGUCCAGUGCAUCGUCCCGACAGACAAAGUGUACAAUAGGCAUGCAUUUGAGACGUAUUGCACGUCGCUGAGCCGAAUGAGUAAAGCUCUUGAGAAAGCUGACGGUGUUUUCCGGAUUCAACACUGUGUGGCGAUUAUGUGUUUGGCAGUGAGCGAUAUUAUGCUUCCGAAUACCAGUUCUGGCUGGAAGACACACCUGAAGGGAGUAGGAGACUGGGUGGAAAGUGUGGGACCGGAUGCCUUCAGCCAUGGUAUUUUGCGCACACUCUUUGUUGGUUUCAGACCGUUACUGACUCAAACAAUGAUGCAGCAGCUGCUCAGUCGAGCUGGUAACAUCCCAGGCUUACUACAAAGAUUUGACGCUAUAAGAUUACCUCCAGAAAGGGCUGACUUGGUCGUGAUCGAUCAACUCUGGCAAGACUUCAGGAUCACGAUGCAGAGCCUCCAAGAUUGGGAGUUGACUCAACGGUCACAAGCUCAGUCAGCGUUAUUCUGGACAAGGAGCGAUCAGAGGAUGUGCGCGCCAUCGGAUGCAAGGGAUCUCUGGUUCCCAAAUCUCUUGGUUGCGAACAGCCUAACGCAUUUCUGGGCUUUUAUGAUAAUCGUCAAAACACACCUUGAUGUGCUUGGGGCUGCACUUGUCGCUCAAAGAGGAGAAAAUACAGAGAAGGUCGAGCACCUUACGGAUAUGUCAGUCGCAGAUUUAGCAGAAAUGAUCUGUGACAGCAUGACGUACAGUCUGCAACCAGAGACGAAAUUAUACGGUCCGGGGUCGACCUUCUUCACCUUUACGACAGCCAUUGACGUCUUCAAAAGCAAACCAGACCAGUACCGAGCUCAGAUAUGGCGCUGUCAGCAAAUCGCCGUCCAGUUGGCCGCUCUUGGGAUACAACCACCAAGAGUGUAGGUAUAGCCAGGUACCAUGCUACAGAUAUCAUUGUGUUCUGUUGAGAUCCUGAGUAACUCGUUCUAACGUCAAGAACUACAGCGAGCCUGGUACAGUCAUUACGCUUCUUAGAGGUAAAUUGUAUGUCAGCAAACAAAUAGUGUUAUUACUUGAUGAUCUGUUCGGUGUGGUGUUUGAUUUGCAAUCACUCGUGGCAAUAGGACUUCCUGGCUCGACUGGCUAAAAGUGCUUGCGGCACUGGUCUUCUCCUGGUCGUUGUCUGGGUUGCCG